UGGCUGGGAACUGUCGACAAGGGCAACCCGGACCAAAAACACCGUCGGACCAGCCGUCGAUCAGAUGUAGCGUUAUCUCUCUAACCGCCCGCCUCGACUCCUCUAACAACUCCCGCUGACCCAGAACAUCUACACCUGGCUGCUGUGGACACACGCCAUGGAAACUAGUAUUUCAAAGGGUGGCUCUCUUCCCCUUUCCACUCUGCGACUCCUUGUCCCACCAAUCCGACUGGUCUCAGCAGCGAUCUGGCAGACCGUCCAGCAGAAAGUUGUGUCUGAUUAUGGGAUGCUUGAAGAGUUCGUAUCCAUGGUUACAGGAGUCGUUCCAGAGCUACUCACCACUCACCAGAGGGCCCAACUUAUCCUGGGCCUCAGAGCACGGCUGAUUCUGGAGUUAUGUCAGUGUGAAGCUACCACUGACAUUGAGCUUAUUCAGCCACAUCUGGACAGAGUGCAAAUGCUCAUCGAGGCGUGGGUAAUGGAGGCUGGUGCUGCAAGUAUGGAAGCGCCACACUCCAAAUUUGUGGAUCUGGUUAAGAACUUGCUGGAAAAUCCUGACGAAAGGGAACACUUCUUUCAGAAAGUUUUCCCUGAAGAGUUUGGUCCCACAUAUGAUGACGCACUUCACACCUUGAUGUGGAUGUUUCUGUCCAGACUUGAACAGUUUCUUCCUCUUCAAACUUUCCAACAGGUUGCCUCCAUGUCUGGUGAUGUGUCCUCAGUUCUGGAGGAAUGUAUGGAGUCUGUGUAUCGACCUGAGGAGCUCAAAACCCUGCUGCAGUAUCAUAAAGACCUCAGCCAACUGGAUCACAAUGAUGGCUCUUUGGAUGGCACCUGCAUUAUUUCAGCUCUCAAACUUCCCUCUGUAGAAAGAACUGAGACCGAUAAACCAUCCAACAUCUUGGAUAAUGCGCCAUCAUGUACAUCAGAUUUGGAGGAGGCAUCUUUAACAUUGUCUCAGGACACAACCACAGAAGAUCGGACGACAGUUGAUGAAAAUAAACGGACCCCUGGGGAAAAUGGAACAGAGGUGGUUUUGGGAGAUAUUACAAGACAGGAAGAAAAUGCAGGCCAAGUGGAGGAUGCCCCUCGCCCUUUGAAACAAUGCCGCAUUCAGCUAAAAAGACUGGACGUGCCGCCGUCUUUGCUGUCCAGACCUGUGAGACGGAACAGAGGCCAGAGGAUGAAAAAGAUUCUGUCGGAAGAGAAAAGAGGUCUUUGUGAAAAAGCUCUCCCAGCCUCCAAAUCAGCUUCCAGGAGAACAAAACCGUCCAAGAGGGCUCUUAUACACGUCUCUGACAACGAGGAGCCAAGCAGCUUCAGCAAAGACGACGACUCAUAUAUGACUCCUGUCGAUAAUUGCAGUGAAGACUCGUGGUCUUACUACUCUGAUGAGAACUCUUCCCAUAAGACUGCUAAUAGUAGCAUAGCUGAUUCAUGGUCUAACUACUCAGGUGAUGAGUCUCCCUUUGUGACUCCUGUCAGUAGUUCUAGUGAAGGUGAUUCAUUGACAAAUGAGGACCCCUCCGUCAUGGGUCGUAAAAAGGUAUCGUCUACCCGCAAAAAGCAGGGCAUCUCCGACAAAGCCAGCCCUCCAAAAAAGAGUCAGAAAGUCCGGUGUGUUAUCUGCAAUGAGCCCGUGAACGCAACCCUGAGAACUCACAUGAAAACCCACUUCCCCACCGGCGACUACGCCUGCCCUCGAUGCGACAGCAGGUUUAAACUCUACUCGUCUUUUAGGCAGCACUUGAACAGAACCUGCUACGAGCACGGUCAGCAACAGGUAGAUCCGCAGAAGCCGGACGAAACCAAGAGCCUUUACAAAUGCGACGAAUGCGAAGAGGCGUUCAGGUGCAAAGUCUCACUGGAUGGGCACAAGCUGACCCACAAUGAACUCUACUGCAGCGUGUGCAGGAAGGUGCUGCGAGACGCGGAGACGUUGGCAAGGCACAAGGCUUCUCACACCGUGUUUCAGUGUAACCGCUGUGAGGAGACGUUCACUCUCUUUAAGCCGUUGCUCCGGCAUUAUGAAAACAUCCACAAAAUCAGACGGCCGUUUAAAUGCAACUACUGUCCCAAAGUCGUGUCCAAGCUGCGCAUUCUUAUCGCGCACGAAUGGAGACACACGGGUCACCUACCGUUCCAGUGCACCAAGUGCUGCCUAAGAUUCAAAACCGACGGCGAUCUCAUCUCCCACGAAAGAGUCCACACGAGAGAGAAGCCCCACCUGUGCGCGGAGUGCGGCAAGACCUUCUCCCAGAGGUCCAACCUGUUGCGCCACUUGAACUUCAUCCACAGCGAGACUCGAAAUGAGAAGAAGCAUACAUGCACCGAGUGUGAGAAAUCCUUCAAAGAGAAAGGAGCCCUGAAGAAGCACCAAAGGACCAAACACUUGAACGAAUUGUUCCGUCACCCGUGCCCGGACUGUGGGAAGAUGGUCUCCGCGUCAUCAAUCGCUAGGCAUAAAUUAAUCCACACGGGAGAGAGACCUUUCCAAUGCACCGAGCCUGAAUGCAACAAGAACUUCAGGUCGACUUCUGAAGUGAAGAGGCAUGUCCUUGUACACCACACCACAGAGAGACCAUUUAAAUGUGACGUCUGUGGAAAGGGCUUUAUAAAGAUGUGUUAUCUCAACACACACGCUAAAGUGCACUCAGGAGAGAAGCCGUUUGUUUGCCAUUUCUGCGGCAAGUCUUUCCCCAAGCGCUACAGCAUGCAGAGACACAAGAAACUUGUACAUACAUUUGUAACCCAUUAACCCCGCAUGGUAGGAACGCUCUGUUAAACAAACAAACAGUUUUGUGUUUAGAAGUAAUAGUUACUCAAAGCACUGGCUGCAAGACUGCACCUAGCCGAACCAGUGACUGCCUUCAUACAUGUGUAAAACUGCAUUAAAGGAGCACUCCACUGAAUUAGCAGUGCACUCCUAUAACAUUGUCAGACUCAUGAUGGACAGUUUAAAGAAAAAAGAAAGAUCAAAAUUGAUGCAGCAGAACCAGAGAUAUUGUCCACACAUUCUUCUUCCUUGUUAUAACAUGUCACCUACAUUACCCACAAUGCAACUUGACCCCCAACAGUUCGGUCAAAGAUUCAGGUGAGUAAUGCUGAUCUCUGCUUGAGGCUCUAGUCUCAAGCAGAGAUGAGCAUUACAUCUUUGGUUCUGCUGCAUCGAUUUUUAUAAUUAAAACAAACGAAGUUAUAGAAGUGUAAUGAACAAAGUUAUAGAAAUGUAAUGAACGAAUUUAUAGAGAUGUAAUGAAUAAAGUUAUAGAAGUGUAAUGAAAAGUUAAAGAAGUGUAAUGAACGAAGUUAUAGAAGUAUAAUGCUAAAUCGGGACAAUACUCUUUUGAGCAUUAGCUCAGUCAAAUCUGAUCGUCACAGAACACGUCUGUGAAGUAUUGUUUUCUGUUUUUGACAUUGGAAACUGAUAUUAAAAAAAUCUGCAGUCAUGUUGACUGUAAUUUGUGUUAUUUGACAGCGUUGACCAGAAAAUGUACUUCAAUAUCAAAAUGAAAACAGUAAAUGAAAAGAAUGCAAGCAAGCUGUCUUCAAAAAUUGAGUUUGUUUUGUAUUUGUAAUUCAUUUCUAACUAUUUGUUUGUAAACCAUCGUUUUAAAUACAUCCACAAUGUUGCAAAAAAAAUAAAAUGUGAAAAAAGUGU
Messenger RNA from Sebastes umbrosus (honeycomb rockfish), 3661 nucleotides. RefSeq names its product zinc finger protein 37-like. Gene Ontology annotation, biological process: regulation of DNA-templated transcription. The coding region runs from base 158 to 2758 and encodes 866 amino acids. Gene Ontology annotation, molecular function: RNA polymerase II cis-regulatory region sequence-specific DNA binding; DNA-binding transcription factor activity, RNA polymerase II-specific. The record is from RefSeq and is a predicted model, not a curated record. The transcript is spliced from 7 exons. Lineage: Eukaryota; Metazoa; Chordata; Actinopteri; Perciformes; Sebastidae.